Cyprinus carpio (common carp) is the source of this 993-nucleotide messenger RNA. RefSeq names its product adhesion G protein-coupled receptor L3-like. Gene Ontology annotation, cellular component: membrane. The record is from RefSeq and is a predicted model, not a curated record. NCBI's taxonomy places the organism in Eukaryota, Metazoa, Chordata, Actinopteri, Cypriniformes, Cyprinidae. Gene Ontology annotation, biological process: cell surface receptor signaling pathway; G protein-coupled receptor signaling pathway. The coding region runs from base 85 to 993 and encodes 302 amino acids. Gene Ontology annotation, molecular function: G protein-coupled receptor activity; carbohydrate binding. The transcript has 6 exons.
UUAUGCCUGUGUGUGUUGUAGAUCCGAGCGGGUGAACCUGCGGCCAUAAUUUCCCGUGAGCUUUCCGAACAGACCAAGGGUCACAUGCACGCGGGUGACAUCACCUACACCGUCCGGGCAAUGGGUCACCUGAUCGACCUGCUGGACGUCCAGCUCAGGAAUCUCACCCCUGGAGGAAAGGACAGCGCCGCUCGGAGCCUCAACAAGCUGCAGAAAAGGGAGCGCUCGUGUCGAUAUUUCGUCCAGGCGAUGGUGGAGACAGUGAAUAACCUGCUGCAGCCGCAGGCGAGGACGGCGUGGAUGGAGCUGUUGAGCGGAGAUCAGCUGCGCGCCGCAACCAUGCUGCUGGACACCGUCGAGCAGGGCGCCUUCGUGCUCGCAGACAACCUGCUGAAGACUGACGUCGUGCAGGAAAACACCGAAAACAUCCAGCUGGAGGUGGCGAGGAUGAGCACAGAUGGAAAUCUUCCCGAUCUGAAGUUUCCACAGACGGGAGGCCAGGGAAACGCCAUCCACCUGUCAGCCAACACCCUCAAACAACACGGCAGAAACGGGGAAAUCCGGAUGGCGUUCGUCCUGUACAAGCAUCUGGGUUCGUAUCUGUCCACUGAAAAUGCCAGCAUGAAGUUCAGCAGCGAGACGUUGAACACAAACUACUCUGUCAUCGUCAACUCUCCCGUUAUAACGGCGGCCAUCAACAAAGACAGUAACAAAGUCUACCUGUCUGACCCCGUCAUUGUAAAUAUUUACUGUGCAACAUAUUCAGUUUGUUCUUCCUCGUCUUCCAGCAGUCUGAGGAGGGAAUUCAACCCAACUGUUCAUUCUGGAGCUACUCGAAGCGCAGUUAUGACGGGCGUUCUGGGUCGUACACCGCGCGUGUCUUCUGCCGGCUGCUGGAAUCCCAACCGAAAACGCCACACCACCUUGCUCCUUCCCUUUUCUCAACUCACCAACUUUGUCGCCUGUGCUCGCAAUGGAUCACGUGGAAUGUGA